Molecule: messenger RNA, 4014 nt
Organism: Penicillium alfredii
Lineage: Eukaryota; Fungi; Ascomycota; Eurotiomycetes; Eurotiales; Aspergillaceae
Product: serine/threonine-protein kinase
Exons: 10
Coding region: 1-4014 (1337 amino acids)
Biological process (GO): protein phosphorylation
Cellular component (GO): cytoplasm
Molecular function (GO): protein serine/threonine kinase activity; ATP binding
Source: RefSeq, a predicted model, not a curated record
AUGGUGUCCUGGUUCAAUGAUGGCUCGGAAGGGCACCCUCGCCCUCUCACUCCCUCCCGGGCCCCCGGCUCGCCGAUGAAACCGCGACUGAGCCGAGUCGGAACGAGUCCGUCGAAGCGGGAUGAGAAACCCAAGGACGACAAAGUGUUGAAGUCAUCAGCCAAGGAUGUCGCAGAGCUCAAGGACUACCAAUUGGGCGAUUGUUUGGGGAAAGGCGCAUUCGGGUCGGUCUACCGGGCGCUGAAUUGGAACACUGGGGAGACUGUUGCUGUCAAGCAAAUUAGGCUGGUGGACCUCCCCAAGAGCGAAUUGCGCGUGAUUAUGCUGGAAAUCGACCUCCUGAAAAACCUGGAUCAUGCCAACAUUGUCAAGUACCAUGGGUUUGUGAAGUCUGUCGAAACUUUAAACAUCAUCCUGGAGUAUUGUGAGAAUGGCUCGUUGCACUCCAUCGCAAAGAAUUUUGGCCGUUUCCCGGAGAACCUGGUGGGCGUUUAUAUGUCCCAGGUUCUUCAUGGCCUUCUGUAUCUUCAUGAACAGGGUGUCAUCCACCGGGAUAUCAAAGGAGCCAAUAUCCUGACCACAAAAGAAGGCCUCGUGAAGCUGGCAGACUUUGGCGUGGCGAGUCGCACGACGGGCUUGAGUGAAUCAAGCGUGGUUGGUACGCCGUACUGGAUGGCUCCCGAGGUCAUUGAGCUAUCAGGAGCAACUACAGCCUCGGACAUCUGGAGUUUGGGAUGCACUGUCAUUGAACUUCUCGAAGGGAAACCUCCUUACCACAAUUUGCAGCCCAUGCCAGCGCUUUUCCGCAUUGUCAACGACGAUCAUCCUCCGCUUCCCCAGGGAGCCUCGCCGGCCGUAAAAGAUUUUCUUAUGCAAUGCUUUCAAAAAGACCCCAACCUACGUGUUUCAGCCAGGAAAUUGCUCAAACACCCGUGGAUUGUCAAUGCACGCCGGUCUGAUUCCGUAGUGCCCAAAAAGUCAACGGAAUAUGAAGAAGCAGUCAAAAGUGUUCAGGAAUGGAACGAGGCCUUGCGGUCGCCUGAUGCAGGGACUUCUCGCAAGACACACAGACUUGAUCAUCAUAAUGCUGGGCCUCCACGGAAUACCACUUUGGUCGACACCUUGUCCUCGCCGACACCCCCCAAACCUACAGACCGGUUUCGAUCCCCCGUGUCUGCCGAGGACGACAACUGGGACGAUGAUUUCGCUACUGCUAUAUCUCCCAGCGCUUUACAAUUGCCUCACCUUCGGCCCCAUGAUAACUUUGGGGGCAUGCUUUCCUCCGAAAGGCUCAAGGCUUUUGCCUCGCUUGAUGGGACUAUAUUAAAGUCCGACGACAGUUUCGAUGAUUUCGACGAGGUCUCUAAAGACUCUAUACAACCACCGGAAAACGACCCUCUCCAGACAAUUCGGCCACUUCCAAUCAAACCAUCUACAGCCGAACCUUCAAAAUCCCAAAGCCCUUCGCGUCGUCAAUCCAGCAAAGCCUCUUCAUCUACAUUGCAGAAUGUCCCGAUUCUCACACAGAAUCCUGCCCCACGUAUGAGACGUGCUCGCCCUGCUGCCCUCUACAAGGAGAACUCUGUGGAAGAUUAUACGGACCUCAUCAUGGCAAAUGAAGAUGUGCUAGAUCGGAAGUUGGGGGCUUUCCAGGAAUCUGACGAGGAUGCUGUCUCUCCUACCCAUGACAAGGGGGGAUAUAAUGCAUCGGAUGAUGUCCAUUUCGGCCAUCAUCCACAGCUUCGCAAACAAAUCUCUGUCAAGCGGGACCGCUCUACCAUAGAGAUACAAAAGUUUGCCGAGAACGAGAACGAUGAGGAUUUCUCCGACAUCCUUGGGGCCGACCAGGUUGCUUUAGAUGAACCAGAAAGCGACGAUGGUUCAGAUCGAAGCACUCUCAUGCUGAACUCGAAGCUCUCAAAUAAUUCCUGGCUGGGAGACCAAGACGAUGACGACGACCCGUUCGCGCAACUGGAAGAAGGCUUUGAUGAGAUGGAUCUGGAAGCUAACAUUGCUCGCGACAAAUAUGCACGCCUGCGAAAUCAAGUAGAGGGUCUCGUCGGCUCCCUGAAAACUUCACAGGACGAAGAAGUCCUUGCAGAUAUCUCCGAGCAGCUGCUGAUCAUUUUCUGCGAUCUCCCCGAGACAAAGAACAUCAUCAUUAGCGCUCAUGGAAUGCUGCCUAUAUUGGAGAUUCUUGAUACUUCUCGACGGCGCGAUAUCACUUUUUGUUUGUUGCGAGUCGUCAACGCCAUCAUCUACGACGACUACGAGAUCCAAGAAAACCUCUGCUUCGUUGGUGGAAUUCCCAUUGUCAACGAGUUCGCGUCAAAGAAAUACCCUCGCGAGAUUCGAUUAGAAGCCGCAGCCUUUGUGCAGCAGAUGUAUCAGACCUCAACGUUGACUCUACAAAUGUUCGUCAGUGCCGGCGGUCUGAAUGUCUUGGUGGAGUUUUUAGAAGAUGAUUACGAGGAUGAACGCGACUUGGUCUUGAUCGGCGUGAACGGUAUCUGGAGCGUUUUUGAAUUGCAGGGCUCAACUCCCAAGAAUGACUUCUGCAGAAUUCUGUCUCGCAACUCCGUCCUCGACCCUUUGUCUCUGGUUCUGGGGCGUGUUCUGGAAGAGGAAGGGGAACUGGCUGAGGUUAUCGAAGGCCGUAUUGCCAACAUCUUCUACAUUUUCUCGCAAGCCGAGAACCAUGUCAAGGAGAUGGUGGCCGAGCGAACGGUUUUACACAGAGUCUUGAAGGAACUCCGGCGUAUGAGCCCGGCGCAUCAAAUUACAAUGCUGAAAUUCAUCAAGAAUCUGUCAAUGCUCUCAACCACUUUGGACUCGCUUCAGAAUUCCAAUGCAAUCGAUGUGCUGACAGACCUGCUCCGCUUGACGAUGAAACGAACGCACUUCCGCGAGGUUUCGAACCAAAUCUUGAACACCAUUUACAACAUGUGUCGUCUGAACAAGUCUCGACAGGAAGACGCCGCCUUAAAUGGCAUCGUCCCAUUACUGCAGAAAAUCGUCAAAACGGAACGACCAUUGAAAGAAUUCGCUCUCCCAAUUCUUUGCGACAUGGCACAGUCCGGAAAGGUUGGCCGGCGGGAGCUGUGGCGCAACAAGGGUCUGGCAUUUUACAUCUCUCUGCUCGCAGAUCCAUACUGGCAGGUCACUGCUCUGGAUGCUAUUUUCACAUGGCUCCAGGAAGAGACAGCUAAGGUGGAAGAGCAUCUCUUGGACAAUCGAUAUGACAAGACAACGUUCACUGAUGCCAUUGUGCGGUGUCUGACUCUGUCUAAAGCUAAUGCAUUCGAAAAUCUCUUGGAGCCCCUACAAAAACUCCUCCGGCUGAGCCCACCCGUUGCGUCCACUCUGGCUCGCCCGGAUCUUUUCACGAGACUUGGACAAAAAAUGCACCACAACAAAGCUGCAGUCAGACUAAACCUCCUACGUAUCAUAUCCAGCAUAUGCGAUUCCAGUGAACAGCAAGGAGGGCUACUCGCAACCUACGGCAUCCUGGAUGCAAUUCGAGAGCUGGAGAACGACCCCGCCAUUCUCGUCCGAGAUAUGGCUGGGAAGUUGGUCCAGUCCAGUGAACGAAGUGAAGCCUUUGGUACGGGUAAGCGCAGACCCACGACCCGAAGGCAAAGCACGUCCACCACUCCCCCGAAUCAUUAUUCGGGUUCGUCUACACCAUCAACUCCCCAAACAAACCGCACUAGCCAAUCAAGAGGAUAUUUCGAGGGACGAGAAACACCACGACAUCCCCGAAACGCUCUCAGCGGAUCUUCUCUGGCUUUGCGACCUGGCAGCCGCGAUGGCAAUGCUUCUGCGCUCGGCUCGGCUGUAAAUGGCAACGCCGCUCCACCACGAAAUCGGAUGUCGCGAGGUCUGUCAAAUCGACUUUCUCAGGUAGAGCUGCUACAUGAAGAGGAAACCAAGGCUCCCAGCUCGCUGAGUCGCCGACCUUCGGUCAUUCCUCGACGCCGACGCCCUACGAUAGCAGAUUCGGAAUGGACAUGA